AUGGCCGUAUCAGCCAGCACCAUUCGAAACAUUGCGCUGAUGUCUCAUAGCGGCGCCGGCAAGACCACCCUUGCCGAGAUCAUUCUCUACAAUGCCAAGGUCACAACCCGCAUUGGACGGGUGGAGGACGGCAAUACCGUAUCUGACUACGAACCCGAAGAGGCCAAACGCUCGGCCAGUGUGCAAGCCAGCCUGCUGCGUGUUACCGACGGUGAUAACAAGCUGAACCUGCUGGACACCCCCGGCUAUGACGAGUUCCUCGGCGAGGCAAUCGUCGCCAUGCGGGUCGUGGAGUCGGCGGUAAUUCUCGUUGCGGCGCCGACCGGCGUGGACGUUGGCACCGAACGAGCCUGGGACAUGGCGCAAGGCCGCGGUUUGCCCGUCGCCUUCGUCCUCAACAAGAUGGAUCGGGAAAACGCCAGUUUCGAGCGGUGCGUGCAGGAAAUCCAGUCGAUUUUCGGCAACAAGUGCGUGCCCUUCCAGCUUCCCAUCGGCGAAGCCCAAUCCUUCACCGGCCUGUCGAUGCGUCGGGCCCCGCUGGCCGCGCUGGUGUUCAAGACCACCGCCGACCCGUUUGUCGGCAAGUUGUCCAUGUUCCGCGUGUAUCGCGGCACGGCCAAGUCCAACGGCGAAGUGUACAACCCCAACAAGAACCAGUCCGAACGCCUGAGCCAGUUGUACUUCCCCCAGGGCAACAGCCAGGAAAAUGUAUCCGAAAUCGUGGCCGGCGACAUCGGAGCAGUUGGCAAGUUGAGCUCCACGCUCACCGGGGACACCCUUUGCGCCAACGACAACCGUAUAACGCUGGACGGCAUUGAUUUCACCCACGGCUUCUAUUCUCUGGCGGUGUAUCCAGCCACGCAGGCCGACCUGGACAAGAUGUCCACCUCACUGGCCCGCAUCGUUGAGGAUGACCCCAGCCUGCGGUUCACCCGCAACCCGGAAACCAGCGAAAGCCUGUUGACCGGCAUGGGCGAAGUUCAGAUCGAAGUCGCACUGGAUCGCAUCAAACGCAAGUUUGGCGCCAGCCUCAACGUGCGUCUGCCCGUGGUGCCCUACCGCGAAACCAUCACGCAGAUUACCAGUUCGGAAUACCGCCACAAGAAACAGACCGGCGGCAGUGGGCAGUACGGCCACGUAGUUCUGCGCCUGGAACCCAAAGACCGGGAUGAAGGUUUCGAGUUCGGCAACGAGGUGGUCGGCGGGCGAGUGCCGAGGGAACUCAUUCCGGCGGUGGAAAAAGGCGUGGUCAACACGCUGAAAGAAGGUGUGCUGGCCGGCUUCCCGGUGGUCGACAUGAAGGCCAUCAUUUACGACGGCAGCACGCACCCGGUGGACGGGAAACCCAUCGCCUUUGAAAUUGCCGGCAGCCAGGCAUUGCGCCAGGGCAUGACCAAGGCCGCACCGGUGCUGCUGGAACCGGUGGUCAGGCUGUACGUAACCGUGCCCGAAAACUAUACCGGCGACAUCAUCAGCGACCUCAACAGCAAACGUGGCCGCAUUUUGGGCAUGGUUCCCGAGACCCGCUACACCAUUAUCGAGGCCGAGGUGCCACACGCCGAGGUGCAGCGAUAUUCGCAGGACUUGCGUUCGCUCACCGGCGGGCGCGGUUCCUACCGUUUUGAGUUCGACCACUACGAGCAGGUGCCGCAAAAUAUUGAGCAGCGCGUGAUCGACGUUGCGAAGCAGGCCAAGGCCGAAAGCCGUGCCUAG
Geodia barretti is the source of this 1713-nucleotide messenger RNA. Lineage: Eukaryota; Metazoa; Porifera; Demospongiae; Tetractinellida; Geodiidae. The record is from the annotation of a GenBank genome assembly.